AUGGCUUCUGUUUCAUCUGCGAAACGAGGAAGGGGACAACAGAAACAUUAUUGGACAAGUACUGAGGAUACAAUAUUGGUUGAAUCAUUGCUUGAGUUGCAUAGUGACCCAACUUGGCGAGCUGACACUGGUUUCAAGAAUGGUUAUUUGGGGAAGAUAGAAGUUAUGAUUGAAGCCAAACUCCCAAGGUGCGGAUUAAAGGCGUCUCCCCACAUUGAAUCACACAUCAAGACUUUGAAGGCAAAAUAUUUUGCCUUAACUGAAUUGCUAGCUCUCAGUGGGUUUGAGUGGAAUGAAGAGAAAAUGAUGUUGGCUUAUGAGAAAAGUGCGUAUGACGAGACUACGAAGGGUAAAAAGGAUGCAAGUGGAUUGUACGAUAAGCCUUUUCCACACUACCACAGUUUGGGAGAGAUUUAUGCAAAAGAUCGUGUUGUGGGUGCAAAUGCUGGUAACGCUGAUGACGAUGAAGAAGACGUUAGACUUGAAGAUGCCAAUGUCAAUCAACAUGAAGGUGAGGAUGAAAGUAGAAAUGACUAUGAUACUUCUUUCUCAGUACCAAAUAUCCAACAACAAAGGAAUGCAGAAAGUAACACAUCAAACAUUAGUCGCAAGAGGGCAAGAGUAGGGGAUGAAAUGGCUAAGCAAUUCUCUAUUAUGGCUAAAGCUAUAGCCGAUAUGGGACCUAAGCUUGAUGGUCUAGUUCAUGCAUUGUCAACCGAUAUAAAUCUAACUGAAAUGCAACAAAAACUUGACGAAAACACAAAACUGUUCGUGGACGAGGUUCACAGGUUCAAGAAGUCCCAGCAUGACUCGUUCUUGCCCGUCAUCGAAGACGGCAGUAUAGUUUUCAUGGGGGCCACCACCGAGAACCCGUACUUCCAUUUGAUCAGGCCGCUAUUGUCUCUGUCUCGCUGCCGAGUUCUUGUUCUCCGCCCUCUGAGACCCCACGUGGCUGAGCUCCUUCUCAAGUGGGCUGCCAGUGCCUCCAAUAAUAAGGGAUUGAUUCCCAAGGUGUGGAUGCCUGGAAGUUUCUGCAACAACAACAGCUCCCGAGUGGCCUCUAUCUCUAGUUCCUCGAUCUCUAACUCUACCUCUACCUCUACGAAUGAUGAUGAUGAUCAUAAUAAUUUAGUGGCUACUGAUGUUGUUACCUUAGAGGAUGCCAAAGAGGCUUUGCAAUGCAAACAUGUUGCUUCUGACAAAGCCAGGGAUGAGCACUAUAAUCUCAUCAGUGCCCUUCACUAGUCCAUGAGACCAAGUGAUGCUAAUGCUGCCAUUUAUUGGUUGGCAAAGAUGCUAGAAGGAGGCCGAGAGCCUCUCCAUAUUGCCCGCUGACUCAUAAGGUUCGCCAGUGAAGAUGUUGGGUUGGCUGACCCAUCAGCACCGAACCAGGCCGUUGCUUGUCAUCAGGCUUGCCAUUUUCUGGGAAUGCCAGAGUGCAAUGUCAUUCUUGCACAGUGUGUGGCUUACUGGGCAUUGGCUCCUAAACCUUUGGCUGUUUAUAAAGCAAUAUGGAGUACACAACAAGUGGUGAGGGACUCUGUCGGACAGAAUGAGGGAGUGCCUCUUCAUCUGAGGAAUGCGCCUACCAAGCUAAUGAAGGAACUUGGGUAUGCACGAUACAUUUACCCUCCCGACAAUUCCUCUGCCAGUGUCACGCAGGCAUAUCUACCACCCUCACUUGAAGGUUACAAUUUCCUCGAUUGGCCAAUCAGUAGUAAUAGCACCUAAACCAAAUCCAAUCGAUGAGAGGCCUUUGGUUCAGGCGUCCAGGAGUUUCAAAGAUGGUAAUAUGAUCUAGACUGGGCUGCUGGUUAGUGGUUAGCACUCAUCACUGAUCUGUUUUUAUGGACGAUGAUAUCCUUAUGUGUAACCUGGCAUUGCAUGUGAUUUUUGUUCAUGCAUAUAUAUCUUUACAGCCACUACCACCUGACAAAUGACAAUAGUUUUGAAGUUGCUUGUUACCAUGACAAACAAUACAAUUGGGACUAAGUUUUAUGUUA
This is a messenger RNA of Malus domestica (apple), 2003 nucleotides long. RefSeq lists its product as uncharacterized. Lineage: Eukaryota; Viridiplantae; Streptophyta; Magnoliopsida; Rosales; Rosaceae. Gene Ontology annotation, biological process: DNA synthesis involved in DNA repair; DNA-templated DNA replication. Gene Ontology annotation, molecular function: single-stranded DNA helicase activity; DNA binding; enzyme activator activity. The record is from RefSeq and is a predicted model, not a curated record. Gene Ontology annotation, cellular component: nucleus.